Molecule: messenger RNA, 1344 nt
Organism: Mus caroli (Ryukyu mouse)
Lineage: Eukaryota; Metazoa; Chordata; Mammalia; Rodentia; Muridae
Source: RefSeq, a predicted model, not a curated record
GUGUGUGUGUGUGUGUGUGUAUUACUGUGUUGUGAUUGGAUCUGAUUAGUCAGCUUCCUUCUUAUGUUGUCUUGCCUUCACCAUUGUAGACUAACCCUGAAUCACGUAAGAUGCAGCUGAAGCAGUUGUAAUUCAGUGCUAAGCUAUUUUGAAAGAUUGAUGUUUUUAUAAUUUUAAUUUUCUUGGUUUUGUUUUUGAGGAAAAGUUCUUCUGUGCAGCCCUGGCUGUCCUGAAAUUAUGUGUGUAGAACGUGGAACCUCAAACUUAAAAGUCACCUGACUCUGGCUCCAGAGUGAUGGGAUUAAGUGAUGCAUUGACCUAUGAUGAUGUGUAUGUGAACUUCACUCAAGAAGAAUGGGCUUUGCUGAAUCCUUCACAGAAGAGCCUCUACAAAGAUGUGAUGUUGGAGACCUACAGGAACCUCAAUGCUGUAGGCUACAAUUGGGAAGACACUAAUAUUGAAGAAUGUUGUGAAAGCUCCAGAAGACAUGGAAGGUAAUUUUCAUGUGCAAGUGCUAUGAAUUGGCCUCUGAAGAAAUGUUCAUGUGUCCUGGUACUUUAAAACAAAAGCAACAGUGAGAAAAAAAAACAAAACAAAACACUUCUUUAAGUGUAUUGAUUAUUAAAAUUUUACAAAUGCCCGUACCUCAAUGCCAGGUGUCUGAUUUGUGUUUUCAAGGCAUUUUUCUUUAAGAGAAGACAAGGAAACAAUACCUUAACUAAUAUUACCAUUUGACUAAUAGCCACACUCCAGCUACUCUGUUGAAUUGCCAAUCUAGUCUCAUACCACUCACAUAUUGCCAUAUAUAUAUUGCCAAGAUAUGUAUUUCGUGAUAAGUAUAUGUUCCCAAUAAGCAAAUGUCCCAUAGUAAAGCUGAUUACUCAUAUAAUAACAUUGCUAAGUUUAAGUGAGAGGGGCAGUUUAUGAGAGUCAGGAAUGUUGUUGAAGAGAAACCUAAAUUCCUAUACCAUAUCUCCAUGAUGAACAAACAGCCAACUUGCUUGAAUGCAAUGUGGAAAUCUUUCAUUGGCUAUUCUUUUUUUUAAUAGGUAUAUCCUGUGUCACAAUGGAUACAAGCNGUGUGAGCAUAGGGAUAUUGAAAUAAGCAAUGUACCNCUCUCUCUCCCAGAAUAAUUGAAAUGAAUGUAGUAGUCCACACUUGAUUUCUCAGUGUGAUACAAGUUUAUAAACAGUUGGUUUUCCAUCUUUAGUGGGACUAUAUCCAUAAACUGGCACUGUAGAAAAUCCCUCUGAGUACUAGGAUUCUGGACCUUAUUAUCUGUUUGUCCUGGUAUUACUUUACCAAUAUAGUGUGAAAAUGUAGUGUAUUUCACAGUAUAGGA